CUCAAGAGCUAUCUGGAGCGUUGGACAUUUUUUCAACCUAAGACAUUGCGACUAAAGCAAAUUAAUGUACCAGCGUACGGUAAAAUUUUUUGUUAUCUUCAACCAGUUUUUGAAGGCCAAAACAACACAAGACAUCUUAUUGGAAAUGAUCAAAUUGAAUUAGAAAUUACAAUGGUUGUUGAAGGCAGAAAUAGAAUAUUCCAUAUAUAUGUUAAAUGGUUAACUCAAAAAUCAUUAUAUUUGCUUUAG
Melanaphis sacchari is the source of this 249-nucleotide messenger RNA. RefSeq names its product protein argonaute-2-like. NCBI's taxonomy places the organism in Eukaryota, Metazoa, Arthropoda, Insecta, Hemiptera, Aphididae. The annotation marks the transcript as partial. The transcript has 3 exons. The record is from RefSeq and is a predicted model, not a curated record.